GGGAGGCGGCUGUGGCGCAGCACGGAGACGCCGCAGGGCCCCCCCUCUUCCUCCCGGCCCCCCCCCGCUCUGCCUCCGACCCCCCCACAGCGGCCGCGGGGAAGGGGGGCAGGGGGGGCGAGCGCGAUGAGGAAAAAUAAAAAGAGAACCCAUAAGCGCACACCGAACCUGCCUCUGGGAGGGAGAUAGCCAGGUGGAAAACGCUCUCUGUUUCCAUGGACAACCCGUCCAUUAUCACCCAGGUGACAAACCCCAAAGAGGAAGAAAUCCUGUCCUGCACUCAGGAUAAAGUGUCUCAAUGUAAUCUCAGCUUGAAGAAGCAGAGGAGCCGAAGCAUCUUUAGCACUUUGUUCUGCUGCUUCCGGGACUACAAUGUCGAGUCACCGUCUCCCAACAGCAUCAGUGUACUUCCUCCCUUGGUGGAAGAGAAUGGCGGGCUUCAGAAGGGUGACCAGAUGCAAGUCAUUCCCAUUCCAAGUCCACCAGCUAAAUACCUCCUACCAGAAAUGACAAUAUCAGAUUAUGGGAAGAAAUGUGUGGUCAUUGAUCUAGACGAAACGCUUGUGCACAGUUCAUUUAAGCCAAUCAGCAAUGCUGACUUCGUUGUUCCCGUUGAAAUUGAUGGAACUAUACAUCAGGUUUAUGUAUUAAAACGACCGCAUGUGGAUGAGUUCCUCCAACGAAUGGGAGAUCUCUAUGAAUGUGUGCUUUUCACAGCCAGUCUAGCAAAGGGUUACACAAGAGGCAUCGCGCUACACGUCAAGUAUGCAGACCCAGUGGCAGACCUGUUGGAUCGCUGGGGAGUGUUCAGGGCCCGGCUCUUCCGAGAAUCCUGCGUUUUCCACCGAGGGAAUUACGUGAAGGAUCUCAGCCGCCUGGGGCGAGAGUUGAGCAAAGUCAUCAUUGUCGACAACUCCCCUGCAUCUUACAUCUUCCAUCCUGAAAAUGCAGUGCCUGUGCAAUCCUGGUUCGACGACAUGACUGACACGGAAUUGUUAGACCUUAUUCCCUUCUUUGAAGGACUAAGCAAAGAGGAGGAAGUCUACACUAUGCUUCAUAAACUUUGCAACAGGUAGCCGAUUUGACCGGACUCGUGGCUCCGCUGUGGCCGCCCAGGGCACGCAGUCUCGCGCCGCUUCGAGGAGGCUGCUCCCGCCGAGAGUCGUGCUACUCCCGAUCUUCCUCUUACAUGCUGUACGUGAAGGACAAUCAUGGGUUGACUCUACUCCAUCUGGGGAAUACUGACGCCGUAAGGUGAUAGAACUACUUUUUAUAAAAAAAAAAAAAAGAAGCUAUUUUGAAUGGGACAGUUUUAAUGAAUUUCAUAAACGGACACGUUUUACAGGAUCAGCUUUUUUUCUUAAAACAUGCCAAAAAAAAUUAAAGUUUGAUGUUAUUUCAGCAGCUCGACUUAACCCCUUUCCUACUCACCCCGCCCUGCUAUGCAGACCACUUUGACCCCUGACCCCCGCCCCUGCUUGUGGAGCAGUUGACCUGACUCUGGACUUACUUUCUUCCAUAAUGAAGUGCCUUUUUGAAUGUUGUUUUAAGAUUUUAAAAGAAAACAAAAAUCAUUUUUGUAUAAGGCAUAUUUCCAGACAUCUUUUAGUCUUGUAUUGUUUAAAUGCUUUAAGAAGACAAAGAAGAGCAAAGUUGGAAAUGUUUUUAUAGAGCGCUGUAAUAUAUGGAAAUGAGGAAAAGGUUGACAUAGGUGGUGGGUUUUCAUCCUGUCUCCCUGAUGAUAGUUGAGUUUGUAUUAGCUACACAUCUGUCAUGCUGGAACGUUCCUGAUUGUAUAAGGAGGAAAUCAUCUGGGCCAGGGGUCUGCAAUCUGCAGCUCUCCAGAUGUUCAUGGACUACAAAUCCCAUCAGCCCCUGCCCAUGCUGGCAUGGGCUGAUGGGAGUUGUAGUCCAUGAACAUCUGGAGAGCCGCAGGUUGCAGACUCCUGAUUCUGGGCUGUAUACAGGUUGGUGGUACCACUGUUCGGCAAAUUGAGGUUAUGUUUUGCACAUGGGUGUAGACAUGUUUUGACUGAACAUGGAGAAAUUGAAUGGGUGCACACAGUGGCAGUAAGUUUCUCCGCGCUUUCCCAGUGGGGGAAUUACGUCUUUACUAACGCACAACUCCGGGUAUAUUUUUGACGUGGCUGGUGAUGAAAUAAGAGAUUGAAAAAAAAAAUGGGUUUGUUUAUCAUUCAUUAAUCCCUUCCUUUCGAAAAGAGGAGUAUCCAGAUAUUCAAGACACGUGUUGAGCUUUUAGAAGUUUGAGCCCCGCUGAACGGAGUGUAGGAAAUCACUCGAGAUGUGAAAUUUUGAAGCCCCGAGAAAACAAAAAAUUGGGGGAAAUUGGAAAUACAUAUAUAUGCGGUACCUGUCAAAUUCGGAUUUUGCUUUUCUAAAUGAGCACGCUAGCACGGGGAAGUGUAUUACGGUAAUCUCAUGAAAUUUCAAACCCUUUGUUUUAUUUAAUAUUAAUUGCAAAUGUAUCCCGCAGCUGGAAAAUGGAGCGGCAAACCCAAAGUACUGCAAGGUGAAAAAUUGAAAUAGUCAACAUUACAAUAAAGGAAAAUUUUAUAAUCAA
Messenger RNA from Sphaerodactylus townsendi, 2581 nucleotides. RefSeq names its product CTD small phosphatase like (gene CTDSPL). Gene Ontology annotation, molecular function: RNA polymerase II CTD heptapeptide repeat phosphatase activity. NCBI's taxonomy places the organism in Eukaryota, Metazoa, Chordata, Lepidosauria, Squamata, Sphaerodactylidae. Bases 216 to 1076 code for a protein of 286 amino acids. The record is from RefSeq and is a predicted model, not a curated record. The transcript has 10 exons.